This is a messenger RNA of Paramecium pentaurelia, 2661 nucleotides long. The record is from the annotation of a GenBank genome assembly. NCBI's taxonomy places the organism in Eukaryota, Ciliophora, Oligohymenophorea, Peniculida, Parameciidae.
AUGCAAAAUUAAUAAUUUUGUGAGGGUAGGAAAAUAGACUUAGGUUGGUUGACAGAUGCAAAAAAUGAUUAUCAGACUCUACUUAUUAAAUCAUUUAGAUAAUAAUUUAAGGAAGAAUUAUAAAAUAUAGCAAAUAAGGAAUUGAUUACAGAUGAAAUGAUCAUGAGUCUUUGUUUGAGUAUUGAUUAAAAGAAGGAAGAAUUAGUGAUGUAAAAAAAGAGUAGUGUAACAGGUGGUUAUUUGGAUAGAUUUGUGAGAUUUGAGAAGCAUAUACUUUAAUAACUCAAAGAUCAUAAGCCUGUAAAAUCAUUCCCUCUUUAUUAAAAAGUCUAUGUAGAAACCAAAGCAGCUGAUUAAAAGACUUGGUUCAACAAAAAUGGUGAUAUGGCAAGAUUACUUUUGGAAUUUGAAAAAGGACAUUCAGGUGUUUACAUAUACAGAAAAGAUAAAAAUUAAGCAAUCAAAUGGCAAAGAUAUUUGAUAAUUGAAAAAUUAUUGCAAGUAAAACCAAAACUUGUUGCUAGAUGUUUUGAAUAUUGUUAUUAAGAAUAUGAAGAUAAAUUUACAUUUACUUGGGCAUUACAAUUUGCUUAAAAUCUUGGAACUUAUACAACAUAAAUGAAUCAAUUAAAAAAACAAAGAGCUAAAUUAGAUGAAAACUUUUUAAUCUCUUUAGACAGAUAAGUCAUGAAUUAUCAUAUAAAAAAAUGGUAGGCAAAGAGUGAGAAAUAAUAUAAAGAUGAAUAAGAUUAUCAAGAAAAAAUGAAGUAAUUAUCAUUGAAAGAAUAAGAAUAAUUGAAAGCAACAGAAAAAUAGAGAGAAUUGGAAAGAUAAGAAAGAGAAAAGAGAAGAUUAGAAUUAUUAGAAUAAAUGGUUACUUAUUUAAGACCAAAAAAUUAAGAAAUCAAACGAUUUUAUAAAUAUUGGUAGGAUAGAGCAAUUCAUAUUCAUCACAAUAAUCCAAAAGAGUUUUCUAUCAAAUUUCUUAGUAUGUAUAUGUAGAGUAAUACAUAAUUGAUAAGACCUUAAUUAGAAGUAAGAUUUGUUUCUGAAGUAUCUUUAUAACAAAUUAUUAUAGAGAACAGAAAACACAAAAGAUAUUGAAAACACAAAAAUAUUAGAUGGUUUACAAUAUCAUAUUGAGUAAAACCCCUAUUACAAGAUACGUUUACUUACUUAGAUGAGUUAAUAAAGAAGAAGAGACUUUACAACUUGGAUAUUUAAAGAUGGUUUGCUUGGUGUAUGUGGUAAUACAUCAGUUACUGUUGAAAAUUUUGGAUUUAAAGAUUUUCUGGACCUAUAAGUUAUAGAUACAAUUAGUAAAUAUAAAUUAUUAAUAAAUAAGAAACUAAUACAGCUUCAAAAGUUCUUAGAAUAUAAUUGCAGGAUUUGGUUCAAUAUUUAUAUGAAGGUCGAUCCUUUUGGGUAUAAUUAGAAUUUGGACCAUCAAAAAUAUUUGUAGAAAUGGAUAUACUCGAACAUUCAAAUAUAGACCCUAUAUUCUUAGAUAGAUUGAAGUUCAUUUAAUUAAAUAGUAUUCUCAGAAAGAUAGCUGUAAAGAUUAUUGAAUAGAGAACACCAGUAAUAAAUAUAUAUCCAUUUAGAUUCCUAUUGUAGAAACUGUGAGAUAUAGUCUCGAAAUUGAUAGAUAUAGUGAAGAAAUUUAAAAUCUAUAUUAAAGAUUUUAUAUAGAGAAUAUUUGUUUAUAACCUCAUUGUAUUCCUACAGCUUGGUUUUCUUCUUUAGAUGGAAUGGAUAAAGUAGUUAAACCUAUCAUAGAUAUCCUUAAAAGAAAUUUCUAAGAUUUUGUUGAUAUUGGAGAAAAUGUUAAAAUUUAUUAAUAAUUAAAAUUAAUUCCAAAUUUGAAUUUACCUUUGGAGAAAGAUGUAAAUGAAUUUAUGAACAAAUUACCAGUUAUUUAAGCAAAUUAACAUAAAUAAUGUCAAGGUAUGUUAAUGACAUUUUUGAUUUAUUGUAAUGUUAGAGGAAUUUAAUUGAAUGUGACAAUACUCAAUAUAUUAUUCACAAUAGCAAGUAAAUUUAUUUGUAUUACUCAUUCACACUUUUUCUAUAAACUAUCAAAUCCUGUUUUUGGUGAUAAAUUUGAUUCAGAAGCUCAAGCAUUUUGGUUAUUUGCAUCAUUCUUAGAUUUAAUGAGAAAUAUUCGAUACCCAUUAGUCAAAGAUGAUGCCUAAUUUUGUCCUUAAGAGACAGUCAUAUAAUAUUUGGAGUUUCAACAUUAAAAUCUGAUAAAACAUUGCAAAAUUUAUGAUAUUGCUAUAGAAAAUAUUAUAUAUGACAUUCUAAUUUGUUUUUACACUAAUAUAGUUUAAUCUUUACCUUUAUAUAAUAUUUGGAGUUUAAUAAUAAGAAAGAUGUCAACAAAUAAGAAUGUUUAUCUUAUAGUAUUAAUUGUAUUGAUUGAAGAAUUAGGAGAUAAAUUAUUGGUUUGUUAAAAUACAGAAGAUUUUAAGAAUGCCAUAUCCUUAUAAGGUAAUUAAUCAAUGAGAGAUUUUAGCUUAGCUUAUGGAUAUUCUUCAAUUAGAAGCUGCAUAUUCAGGUUGUGAAUCAACUUUGAAUAGAAUUAUUAAUUCAGAGCAAUCCAUACAUCAAUCAAUUGAACACUCAAAUAUCCAUGAGCCUUUGAUAUAGGACCAAUGA